Messenger RNA from Erigeron canadensis, 1585 nucleotides. RefSeq names its product serine--tRNA ligase-like. Gene Ontology annotation, molecular function: ATP binding; tRNA binding; serine-tRNA ligase activity. The transcript has 9 exons. Gene Ontology annotation, biological process: seryl-tRNA aminoacylation. NCBI's taxonomy places the organism in Eukaryota, Viridiplantae, Streptophyta, Magnoliopsida, Asterales, Asteraceae. Bases 1 to 1380 code for a protein of 459 amino acids. The record is from RefSeq and is a predicted model, not a curated record. Gene Ontology annotation, cellular component: cytosol.
AUGCUGGACUUAAAUCUCUUUCGGGAGGAGAAGGGUAACGAUCCAGAAAUCAUACGUGAGUCCCAGCGUAAACGUUUUAAUAAUGUAGAGGUUGUAGAUGAAAUUAUCCAACUCGACAAAGAGUGGCGUCAACGUCAAUUUGAAUUGGAACAGUUGAAAAGAGACUUUAUCAAGCUCAACAAACAAGUGGCUAAAAUGGCUAAACAUAAAAUUGUAAGAUCGACUAACAUAUAUAUAAUUACUUAUGACAGGAUAUGCAACUGCAUAAAUCGAUUCAAAGCAAGAGUUAUUAAGUAUUCGAUUGUAAAGAAAGACACCGAGGUUGAAAAGGCGUGGACAGAAUUAUCUAACAAGUUAGAGACGGUUGGGAAUAUGGUUCAUGAUUCAGUUCCUGUUAGCAAUGAUGAGGGAAAUAAUGAGAUUGUCCGGACGUGGGGAGAGAAUAUUAAAAGAACAGAGCCAAGCCUAUUAAAUCACGUCGAGCUUGUGAAAAAACUUGGUAUUGUGGAUACGAAAACAGGUGCUGAAGUUGCUGGUAAAAGAGGAUUUUUUUUGAAAGGAGAUGGUGUGCUUCUUAACCAAGCUCUUAUAAAUUUUGGUCUUGAUUUUUUGGUGAAAAGGAACUACACUGCGAUGCAGACUCCUUUUUUUAUGAAGAAGGAUAUCAUGGGAAAGUGCGCUCAAUUAGCGCAGUUUGAUGAUGAACUGUACAAGGUAACAGGUGAAGGAGAGGACAAGUAUUUGAUUGCUACUGCUGAACAACCACUUUGUGCUUAUCACAUUAAAGAUUGGAUUCAUCCAUCAGAAUUACCAAUAAGGUAUGCUGGAUAUUCAACUUGCUUUCGUAAAGAGGUUGGUUCGCAUGGCAAAGACACUCUUGGAAUUUUCCGUGUUCAUCAGUUUGAGAAAAUCGAACAGUUCUGCAUCACCAGCCCAGAAGAUUCUUGGAAAAUGCAUGAGGAGAUGAUAAAAAAUGCUGAGGAAUUCUAUAGAGAGCUGGAGUUGCCCUAUCAGAUAGUGAAUAUUGUCUCUGGUGCGCUCAACGAUGCUGCAGCUAAGAAGUAUGACUUGGAGGCUUGGUUUCCUGCAUCCGGCAAGUACAAAGAACUCGUGUCAUGUUCUAAUUGCACCGAUUACCAGGCAAGGAACUUGGAGAUCAGAUAUGGACAAAAGAAAGGCAAUGAUCAGACCAAGCAAUAUUGUCAUCUCUUGAACUCGACUCUCACGGCAACAGAGAGAACCUUACGCUGCAUCCUUGAGAACAACCAAAAGAAGGACGGUGUUGAAAUACCAAAAGUUUUGCAGCCAUAUAUGAAUAACAGGACUAAACUAUUUUUCCCAGAGUCCCCGCCAAAAAAAACUAAAGGAAGAAAUAAAUAAAUAAAUAAAAAUCGCUAUCGGUUUGUUUCCCAUGGGUUACUGUUCAUUAAUUUUAUGGCUUAUUUGUUCCUAGGGAUUUUUUUGUUUUUUAUAUUUUUAAAUACUGAUAAAGAUAGAUAGAUAGAUAGUAGUCGUCUUAAGACUUAUCGGUGCUUGUUUUGAAUAUACAUGAUGCUACUAAUUCCGAAAUAUGUUUUCAGUUUCA